Oncorhynchus mykiss (rainbow trout) is the source of this 2980-nucleotide messenger RNA. Its product is annotated as transmembrane protein 98. The record is from RefSeq and is a predicted model, not a curated record. NCBI's taxonomy places the organism in Eukaryota, Metazoa, Chordata, Actinopteri, Salmoniformes, Salmonidae. Gene Ontology annotation, cellular component: endoplasmic reticulum.
GCUCAGUGCUGAGCCGUUCGCGUAUGUCCUGUGCGCGUUCCCGGUUUGGAGAGGUCCGUGCCAUGUCCACCCGCCUAGGGGAAAAGGUGCUUUGUUUCUCAAAGGUAUAAUUCAAGAAAACUGACUAAAUGUAUCGAUGAGCGAUCAGCCAUAAAGGCCAAGCCCAGACAACCAGAACCCUGGUCUGAUCAGAACCCCUUUCUCUCCCCCUGUUGCCGACUGCCGACGCCCUGGGACCCGUCGUCGCCAUGGAGACGGUGGUGAUCGUGGCCAUUGGGGUGCUGGCCACCAUCUUCCUGGCCUCCUUCAUUGCCCUGGUGGUGGUGUGUCGACACCGCUACUGCCACCCCCACCACCUGCUGCACCACUUCAACUCCAAGUCCAAUGGACUGACCUGCUGGUUUGAAGCUAUAAAUCUAUGGAUUGAACAGAGCGACUUCACAGCACUAAGACCCAAUGUUGACCUGAUCGGUGCCAUGGAAACCCAGAGUGAGCCGUCUGAGCUGGAGCUGGACGACGUGGUCAUCACCAACCCUCACAUCGAGGCCAUCCUGGAGAACGAGGACUGGAUCGAGGACGCCUCUGGCUUGGUUUCACAUUGUAUAUCCAUCUUAAAGAUCUGCCACACCCUGACUGAAAAGCUGGUUGCCAUGACAAUGGGCUCAGGCGCUAAGGUGAAAGCCCCAGCCAGCCUCAGUGACAUCAUCACUGUGGCUAAACGCAUCAGUCCGAGGGUGGAUGACGUUGUGCGAUCUAUGUACCCUCCACUGGACCCCAUACUCCUGGAUGCCAGGGCCACCGCCCUCCUUCUGUCAGUCAGUCACCUGGUGCUGGUGACCCGCAACGCCUGUCACAUGUCUGGCAGCAUGGACUGGAUCGACCAAUCACUGCACGCCGCUGAGGAUCACAUGGUGGUGCUGCGGGAGGCGGCGCUAGCGUCCGAACCGGAACGGAGUCUACCUGGAUUAGACGUGCAGAGAGAGCAGGCCAUCUAGAACACACAGACACGUACAUACACACACGCAUACACUCCUUCUCUAUACAUUGUACACAUCUCGGGCACAUUCUCACACGUACACAAUGCUUGAUAAACACACAAUAAGAAAACUCAACACAUUCCCACUUUCCCGCUGCCGUUCUGUGCUGAUUUACAUACAGAUGGGUUGCCAGAAAAUAGAAUAGAGCUGGUUUUAGAAACCGACAGGUGCCAGAUCCUUGUGCUAUUUUCCUCUUGAUCCUUUCACUUUUAUCAUGUUUCUGGUUUUGUAUAUAGUUAUGUAUAACCAUAAUGCAUGUUAUGAUUAGGAUCUAUAUAGGUUUUAUGUUACACUCUCAGAUUCAUAUUGUCUUGUAAGUAAAGUGCAGAGCUCACUGAAAUAGGCUUGUGUGUAGUUGUUGCCAUGGACGACUGGCCCCUUGAUAUUCAUUCCUGAGUGUCUUCCAUCUCCCAGUGGUGAGCUGUAAUCCGCCCCGUUAGGAGUGCACAGUCACAUGGAAGCUUAAAUUUAGUCAACUAAUCCAUGUGGGGGGAAAACCCUGGACACCCAAUAGGACCAAAGGCAGGGGAAAUACAUGCACACCUACUCAGAGCAAUACACGCUUACUCAGAGCAAUACACUCUUACUCAGAGCAAUUCACGCUUACUCAGAGCAAUUCACGCUUACUCAGAGCAAUACAUGCUUACUCAGAACAAUACACUCUUACGUAGAGAAAUACACUCUUACUUAGAGCAAUAUACUCUUACUCAGAACAAUACACUCUGACUGAGAACAAUACACUCUGACUGAGAACUAUACACUCUGACUGAGAACAAUACACUCUGACUGAGAACAAUACACUCUGACUGAGAACAAUACACUCUUACUCAGAGCAAUACACUCUUACUCAGAGCAAUACACACCUACUCAGAGCAAUACACUUACUUAGAGAAAUACACAACUACUCAGAGCAAUACAGUCUUACUCAGAGCAAUACACUCUUACUUAGAGAAAUACAGUCUUACUCAGAGCAAUACACUCUUACUUAGAGAAAUACAGUCUUACUCAGAAAUACACUCUUACUCAGAGAAAUACACUCUUACUCAGAACAAAACACUGGUACUUUUUUUUUUAGAACCAGGAGUCAAGACAAGCCUCCGUACCAGCUGAAGGUGUUGGACGGCUUUAUGCAGGUCCCUGUUGCGUUUGUUGGGCGGAUGAACGAUUUAAUUGGCUGUUAUCGUAAAGGGAGGGUCAAAUGUGUGUGUAUGGGGGAAGGUUUCUUUGUGAGCCGUGUCAAAUGAGGUGGAGGUGAAUUUGCGUGCCUUGUGCUGACCGGUGGUGCGAUGUUAUCGGAGCAUGGCUAGCUGCCUCUCCAUGCAUACCUAAUACCGUAGCUAGAACUGAAACCCAAGAGCAGUAAUCACAGCAUAACCCAGCUUUACACACACACACACUGUCCAGCCCUAACACAGCUCACAGAGCUGCUAACACUGCGCCACACACUCAAGCUUACGGAGCAACUGUAACAGAGCUCACACGCUGCUAACCUAAGGAGCAACUGUACACAGUGAUACACACACUUACGCAAAGAGACAGCGUCGAUACUGUAAAUGCACACAAGACUUUAUGGGCAAAAGCUUAGAGACAAAUCAGGCGUUUUUUUCCCACAUGGUCUUUCUGAGAAGACAUGCCUUUUGCGCCUUGUUCCUUCUUAUAAUUCAAGCUCUGAAAUUCAGCCUAAGAGAAGACUACCAGUAUAACUGCAGCCUACAUCAGAUAAGCAGAGCUCUGUGAUGGAACGAUAUUGAUUAAGAUGAAACAUGAAGAAAGUGGCCUUUAUUUUCCUGGUUUCCGUCGUUUAUUACAAUUGAUUGCUUUUGUGUGUAAGCACUCCUGUGUCUUCUCCUCCCCACCCACCAUUCGUGAUGUUUCCUCUUUUUCAACUUUCUCUUUAUAUCCUCCAUUGAUUUGUACAGGUAAAUUAAAGUUUCAUAGGAAAA